GCCUGGGCAGCGGAACACAGCGGGGUGCGCGGGACGUGUUCGAGGGCGCUGAGGAGCGCGGGGCAUGCCGGUAGCCUUGGCCUAGGGCGCUGAGGAGCGCCGGGUGUGCUGCCUGGUUGCUGAGACUCAGUCAACUGAAAAACAUGAAUGAUUCUAGGCAGCAGUCACUGUUCUUCAUCACUCUUCCAGAUUUACAGAAACUUUGUGCUAUCAGGAUAAUACUGAGUAAUGAUGUGGCAGAUACUGAGAUUAGGAGUACACAAAUGAAGAUGUGCAGGCAAUUGCUGUUUCUGCACCAAGAUAUUCUUACAUCACCUGUGCCUGGAAUAUUAAACCAAAUUUGGGUGGUGAUGGCGAUACCCUUUUAUAAAGCUGGAAAACUUAAUGCCUAUCUCAAAAAAUAUGGAGCUAAGGCAGAGGCUCCACAAAGAGUAAUUCCUGUCAUUCUUCAAAAUUGCCUCUCCUAUUCACUCACUGCUAGACUCGCUCCAUCCUGGAACAAAACUGGUCAUCUCUUGGUUCAAGGAAGAGACUUUCUUUCUCAGAUGGGAAAGCAAAAUGCUGUUGUAUUAGAUAUCAAUGUAACAGAAACUCAAGUUUGUCUGAGUAUAGAGGCUUGCACAGUUAGACUGCCACCACCUGAGCUAAAAGAAUUUGAUAUUUCUGAGAGUAUUAUAAAGGAAUUUGAUAUUAACAAGAAUGCUGUUAUUGAGAGACAUUCCAUUUUAAGCAACUGGUGCUACGUUUUGCCAAGUAUGAAAAUGGGACAAAUAAUAAAUAUUCUUCACACAACCCCCCCUGACUGUCCUUUUCAUUCAUAUGAAGAUAUCCAGAUGCACUGGGAUGCCCUGUAUGGCUAUAAACUUCCAGAAGAUUGUGGAAAUAUUAAAAUAAACUGCAGCAUCUAUUUCAGGAUGAUAGGAGAAAGGGUCUUCACAUACCCUCUCAGUUGCAUCAGAAGCCAGCCCAUACAGUUCUUUCCUAGGGUAGAUUUGGAAGAUGUGUUGAAAAGUUUUCUUUCAGUUUUGAAAUCUAAACUUCCACAUAUAUGUGGAUUUUCCAUAAGGAUGACAAACAAACCAUGCUACUACACACAAGAACUGGCUAAACCUUAUAUACAGAUAAACAAAGUCAAGCCACCUAAUUUGACCACUAAAAAAGUAGUCAGAGCUUCUCUGACUCCAACCACUCCCAUAAAACCUGCUUUGGUUCAGAGUCUUCUACCACAUUCAGUAGCAGUGGACCACAAGGUGGAGCUUUCAGCCAGCCAAUCAAAGUCAUGCAUUUUUCCAACUCAGCAUCCCCAGUCAGAAUCUGUUGAAGGUAGAAAGAAAUCACUGUCUAACAAGGUACCACAAGUACAUUUGGAAGUAUCAAAAUCCAACAGAAGAAAUACUCAAGUUCAAGACACAAAUCUUCACUCCCAAAGUAAAAUCACCCCUAAAUUCAUACCAGUUUUCAAAAAUAGAUUGUUACAGAUGAACAAAAAUAUCUCAGAAUUUGAUAACCUGAGAAGAAGACAGCAUAUUGUUACAGAAUGUAGGCUGUCUUCACCUAAAAAUAAAAUGAUCCAAGGUAACAAACUGAAUUUAAGUACAGUUGUAAAAGAAAGACCUAAUAGUAACAUUCAGAUGCAUGCUGGAAAUUUAAAUCAGAAGAGUUCCCGGCCUCUUCAAGGAAAAAAUAUUGAGUCCUGUGCAAAAAUGACAAAAUAUUCCCCUUCUAAUGGAAAAUCAUUUAUUGUGCAUUUAAAUGAAAGUAAACAACCCUUUGAUAAUUCAAUAUUUCAGAUGUCAGAUAAUUCAAGUGUAAUAAAAAGUGUUGUUGACUUCCAAGUGAAUGGGAAAGAAAAAUUAUCAAGCAAAUAUAUAAUGCAAACUUCACAGAAAGGUCAAGAGUCACUAAAACGGAAAAGACACCUGCACAUUUUUGAAUCAGACACAGAAACAGAAGAUCCCCAACUACUACAGCAACAACCAGCAAAUCAAACUGAAGAUGAUGUGAGUGUCCACCGAUUGACAAUAAACAGAACAGCCCACAAGUCUAAAAGAAAAUUAUGUCAAGAAUCUUCAAAAACUUCAAAGAAGCAGCAUUCUGAUACUAUUCUUCAUUAUGGGCAAUGCAGUUCAACUAAGAACCAGAUAUAUGACUUGGAUAAAGCAAAACUUAAGAAAUCUCUCUUUAUUCCUAAAGCUUAUAAUAUGCAUCCCAGAGCCAGCGAGAAGCAAGGACACCUCUUACGGAAACAGGAGGCACGUUCCCCGCUGCCCCACCCUGGGGUCAGCGCAAAGACGGUGAACUGGCCCCAGCAGCACGGGUGGUUCCCAGUGACCUCUGCCUCCAGCUACUCCCGACCCACAGAAACAGUGAGAAAUGUGUUAGUGCCUUUGGUGCCAUCUGGUGACGGCAGCGGCUGUGCAGCCUUCCCGGCAGGUAGCUGCACCGUGUCUGCCUCGGAAGGAAAACAGGCCCGGAGGUGCCUGGCCAUCUUCCUCAGGCCAGUGGAGGAAGAAGUGCCCAUGAAGGAUAUGGAGAUAAGAGAUUAUCGAUCACCUCAGGAAACACUGUAUAGAACCCUGCCUUGUAAACUGGAGCUGGUGAUAAACAGUGAAGAAAUUAAGGAGCUGGUAGCUCGAGUUCCCGUGCGCGCUCCUAACAGCCUGUCAGGCCCCCACUGGCCUGGGGUGCGCGAGGGUGGGUAG
This is a messenger RNA of Choloepus didactylus (southern two-toed sloth), 2702 nucleotides long. It is a transcript of the gene C16H18orf63, whose product is annotated as chromosome 16 C18orf63 homolog. The record is from RefSeq and is a predicted model, not a curated record. The transcript has 19 exons. Bases 144 to 2702 code for a protein of 852 amino acids. NCBI's taxonomy places the organism in Eukaryota, Metazoa, Chordata, Mammalia, Pilosa, Megalonychidae.